UCCAGCAAUGCAUGGAAUCAUAGAAUUAUGAUAUAAAUGUUGUAACUUGUACAUAAUCUUCUCUUAUUUCUAAGGAAUCAAAACCAUAAUUGAUAAUUCAAUUAUAUAUUUUAUCUAUGCCCAUCAAGUAGUUUAAUAUUGUUACACGACCUUACCAUGACUCUUUUAAGUUACAAAUAAUUUUUCUUGUCCAAGCUCACGUAAUUAAUUGAGCCAAAGUUCUCACCUAUAUAUUAGUUUACAAGUUCUUCAUUAUACACAAAAAAAUCCACAUACUUGCUAGCAUAAGUUUUUUUUUUUUUUUUUUUAAUACUAUGUCAGAAGUGAAUGCAAAAUUAGCCAUGACAGGAACUCCGCUUGCCAACACCGGUGUUCCGGGACAAUGGACCACUGGUUUAUGUGAUUGUUGUGAAGAUUCCUCUAACUGCUGUGUCACUUGUUGCUGUCCUUGCGUCACGUUUGGACGAAAUGUUGAGAUAAUUGACCAAGGAACUACUUCUUGUGCUCAUGCUGGUGCAAUAUACUAUUGCCUGGCUCAUAUUGGUUGGGCUUGUAUCUACACAUGCACUUAUCGUACAAAAUUGAGAGCCUACUUUAGCUUGCCAGAGGACCCUUGUGGAGAUUGCCUUGUCCAUUUCUGCUGUCUCCCUUGUGCUGUUUGCCAAGAAUACAGAGAGCUCAAAAACCGCGGUUUUGACCCCUCCCAAGGAUGGUUGGCUAACGCUCAGAAAUGGGGUCAAGCUGGACUGACUGUGCCUCCCACUAUUACACCAGGAAUGACUCGUUAAAAGAUGUUUCAACCAGGCUGCAGGCUGUUCUACUUGUUUCUUAAUUCUGUUGUAUUUUUCUAUUUCUAAUAGUAGCAUGUAUUGAGUGAAAAUUGUGAGAAUUUUGCUUUCCUUGUUUUACCCUAUAUUAGUUGUGAACCUAGAGCUCUUCAAUUUGGUCUGCUAUAAAUGAAGUUUAAUUUUUUGUUGUCGUUUCUCAAUUAAACUCCUUACUCAUUGUGUUACUUUUGUUUUCUUCCUUUCGGUUUUUCGUCUAGUCAUGGUUCUUGCAUUUUUCAAGUAGCAGAUCAAGCUUAUUCCUAGCUAAUAGGAAAUCUAAGAUAGCAGUAAAUAUACUUUUAUGAUGAUUCUUGUAAAUGUAUACUAGGUGAUGGACUGGGCUCAACAUGCAAGUGUGUUUCUCAUCUCUUUAUGCAACAGGAUUGGGUGUUUGAUUCGGCUUCUCAAAUGCAGAAGGGCGGAGCCACGUUAGCUCCGGGGGUUCAUCCGAACUCCCUCGGUGAAAAAUUACAGUAUAUUUUCAAAGUUAAAAUUAUUUUAUUAUGUAUAUAUAGUA
Messenger RNA from Lycium ferocissimum, 1344 nucleotides. RefSeq names its product cell number regulator 2-like. The transcript has 4 exons. NCBI's taxonomy places the organism in Eukaryota, Viridiplantae, Streptophyta, Magnoliopsida, Solanales, Solanaceae. The coding region runs from base 315 to 788 and encodes 157 amino acids. The record is from RefSeq and is a predicted model, not a curated record.